AUGGGGUUUAUUACUUCGCUACUGUGCUGUUCUCCAUCUGUAUCGCAGUCAGGAUCAUCGAGCAAGCCCACAGAAAAACGAGGAGCGCAGAAACGGCAGUUGUCGCCGCAGAAAUCGCAGAUUCACGCAUCGCUUUCGAAAUCAACCCGUCAAUUACCAGCCAGUGCAGAGGUUUCUCGAGAUAAUAUACGAGGCCCAAGAAACGCAGGGUAUUCAGGAUUGGGUUCUGGUUCAGGCUCUGCAACAGGAAUGUCAGGAUUGCCCGAUUCCCAUGUGUCGGGUAGUACGACAAUAACCACCAAGACCGCCCCGGAAACCGGUGCGGCGCACAAACCGCCUCUGGCGCUCAGUAAGGUACAGAGAGAAGACGAUCUGGACGAGGACGAAGGCCAUACCAAAGAGGAUAAACAAAUGGUCUCGGUGUACAAUGGCGAAACAGAGUCAAGCACGGGCACCGCUGACGAGCACAACGCUCCACCAGCAAAUCUGCCGCAGCAGUCUGUUCUGCUGCCAAAUGGCAGUAUCCCGACCGAAGAAACUGCGAUAUUGGUAACAAAUGAGGCAGACAAGGCUAGUAGCAAUGAAGAGUCAGGCGGCGAAUUGCUACCAGCGCCAUCGUACGAGUAUGACCCGGAUCAGGACGAACCUGAGGAAAUCGUUGAUCUCACGAUGCUGCAGCAAGAUCAAGCUCACGCCCCUGGCUAUAGCACCCUACUAUCUCCCCGAACGCCUGAGUUCGAGGGCAAAAAGUGUUUGGUGCUUGACUUGGAUGAAACGCUGGUUCAUUCGUCCUUCAAAUUUCUGCGCAGUGCAGAUUUUGUGAUUCCAGUUGACAUUGACAAUCAAGUUCACAAUGUUUACGUUAUCAAAAGACCUGGCGUUGAUGAGUUUUUAAAACUUGUUGGCCAGCUCUAUGAAGUUGUUGUUUUCACUGCAAGUGUCUCCCGCUACGGUGAUCCAUUGCUAGACGUGCUAGACCAAAAUCAUUGCAUACAUCACCGACUGUUCAGAGACUCGUGCUACAGCUAUGACGGAAAUUAUAUCAAAAACCUGUCUCAAAUUGGAAGACCCUUGAGCGAUCUGAUAAUUCUCGACAAUUCGCCAGCUUCGUACAUCUUCCAUCCGCAACACGCAAUCCCAAUCUCAUCUUGGUUCUCAGACAUACAUGAUAAUGAAUUGCUGGACAUCAUGCCUCUGCUAGAAGAUCUUGCUAAGAAGAUUGUACCGGACGUCAGUAGGAUUCUGGAUGUUACCAUAUGA
Lachancea lanzarotensis is the source of this 1260-nucleotide messenger RNA. It is a transcript of the gene PSR1, whose product is annotated as LALA0S06e02872g1_1. Gene Ontology annotation, molecular function: phosphoprotein phosphatase activity. The transcript has a single exon. Gene Ontology annotation, cellular component: plasma membrane. The record is from RefSeq and is a predicted model, not a curated record. The coding region runs from base 1 to 1260 and encodes 419 amino acids. Lineage: Eukaryota; Fungi; Ascomycota; Saccharomycetes; Saccharomycetales; Saccharomycetaceae.